Molecule: messenger RNA, 4448 nt
Organism: Phlebotomus papatasi
Lineage: Eukaryota; Metazoa; Arthropoda; Insecta; Diptera; Psychodidae
Gene: Pgant5
Product: polypeptide N-acetylgalactosaminyltransferase 5
Exons: 8
Coding region: 1324-3231 (635 amino acids)
Cellular component (GO): Golgi apparatus
Source: RefSeq, a predicted model, not a curated record
AGUUUCUUCGACGAGAAUCUCUUGAGAGCACGUAAAAUUUAUUUUGUGUCUCGCCGUGAAUAGUGGCGUUUAGUUUGUAUGUUUUGUGUGGAAGAAGGUCCAUUUCCGAGUGAUAUGUGUUUGCUAGUGACCAGUUUGUGCUCCAAAAAUUCAAUCAAAGUGUUGUGAAAUGUAGGAAAAUUUUUUGCAAGUUGAAAAUCAAAGUUAGGGACUGUUGCUUUUUUGUCCUCCUCCCUGAUUGUUUUUGUUGUGCACCACCCGAAAGAAAAUUGCAGAAAAGUCACAAAUUCUGCACGGGAAACUCCUCCAGUUGGAUGACAUUAAGGUUUUGGGACUCUUGAUCAAGUGCCAGUGAAGUUUCUUCAGUGAUUUUCCAUAGUAUCUGAGUCACAAAUUCCGUUUUAUCUUGAUGAACAAAAGUGAUCUUCAUGACCAACAUUUGAGGACUAAUUGGAGAUUAAUUGGCCGGAAGAGCAGAAUCAUUCUGAAUUGUGAAAUUCCUGGAUGGAGGACAAGUGGAGGUGCAGUUGGGGAAUUGCUGAAUGUUUGAGGAGAGAUGUUUCGUUAGAAAAUUUUCACGUACGGCGAAAGUGACAAAAUUUUUGAUAAAAAUUUUUGAUCAGAAAAACAUUUUUGGAGAAGAGGCGAAAGUGAAAAUUAAAUCGUAUGGAAUGUUGAUGUGUCAUUCGGAUGGAUCAUUUGUGUGAAACUUUCUCUGUGAUCCAUCGUAUUACUUUUUCGUUACUCUAUUAUUUGCAUUUUUCCACCAAUUGAACUGUUUUUUUUGUGAAUUUGUGUGUGUUUUUUUUUAUCUGUGUUCUAUGUCUCGCCGAAGAAUUGUGGCAACAAUCUAACAAAAAAAAGUGAUUAUUUUGACUGGGUGAAAAGUGCGCGGGAAAAUUUUGUGAUAAACAAUUGGAAUUCCAGCAAAAUGAAUAGAAGCUGCUAAAAUAUUGCUCAGUGAUUUUGUGAGCAAUUGGCACACCUGAAUUUAUUGUAUAACUCCCAAGUUGUGAGCGCACAAAAGCAUGAAUUUAUAUGGGUGACAAUAGAUCUAAUUGUUAAUUGAAACAAUUACUCACCUCUUGUCAUUUGCUUUUUUUUUUGAAUUUUUAUCAAAACAACCGUCAACAACAUUGUUAAUUUUAGUUACUCCCCUUCUCCAUGUGGCAUCAGUCCACAAAACUAACAAUCAGUGCUUUUUUAAAAGUUAGUUGUCCCCCCAAAAAGGCGGGAGACUAAAGUGUGACUACAACAAAAAAGAAGAAAUUGUGUGAUUACACGAAAAAUAUAAUUUAAAAUAUAUUUUUCUGUUUGAUUGUUAUGAAACAUACAAGUGGAAAUUUUGCGAGAAUGUUUCGCGGAAAAUUGCGUAUGAACACCUGUCGAAUCAUCUUGCUCACGUCUCUCGUGUGGCUGCUGAUUGAUGUGGCGCUCAUAAUGCACUACAUGGACCUUCACGGUAAUUGGAAUACCGGUGGACGAAGAUCCGAUCAUGGAGAUUUGGAGAUGACAAGAUUGGCAGAGAAGAGAAUUGAUGAGGAUCCAAUUGUUGGAGAUGAGGAAAUUGACACGAAUAAUAAUAUGGACGUGGGAUUUGGGAAUACCGUGCCAAGAACAUAUCGUCCGGAAGACUUGAAAAAGUGGCGACCAGCACCAACUGUGAUGGAAAAAUAUGGUUAUCCUGGGGAAAUGGGAAAACCAGUGAAGAUUCCCGAUGAGCAGCAGGCGCUCAUGAAGGAGAAAUUCAAAGAGAAUCAGUUCAAUCUCAUGGCCAGUGACAUGAUUUCUCUCAACAGAUCCCUCACGGAUGUGCGACAUGAAAAGUGUCGAUCAAAGCACUAUCCAGCCAAACUGCCAACCACCUCAAUAGUCAUUGUCUUUCACAAUGAAGCCUGGACGACGCUCCUUCGAACAGUUUGGAGUGCAAUCAAUAGGUCUCCCAGGCCACUUCUCAAAGAGAUCAUCCUGGUGGAUGAUGCCAGUGAGAAGGAGCAUUUGGGCAGAAAGUUGGAAGAGUAUGUGGCUACUCUUCCUGUCCAUACAUUUGUCCUGCGAACGGGACAACGCUCUGGACUGAUCAGAGCUCGACUCUUGGGUGCCAAGCAUGUCAAGGGGCAAAUCAUCACAUUCCUCGAUGCCCACUGUGAAUGCACUGAGGGCUGGCUGGAGCCCCUUCUGGCCAGAAUUGUCAUGAAUAGGAAGACAGUGGUGUGUCCGAUUAUUGAUGUGAUUAGUGACGAUACUUUCGAGUACGUCACAGCUUCCGAUCAGACUUGGGGAGGGUUCAACUGGAAGCUGAACUUCCGAUGGUAUCGAGUGCCAAAUAGGGAGAUGGAGAGACGGAAUCACGACCGAACGGCUCCAUUGAGGACUCCCACAAUGGCCGGCGGAUUGUUUGCCAUUGACAGGGAUUAUUUCUACGAAAUAGGAAGCUACGACGAGGGAAUGGAUAUUUGGGGUGGGGAAAAUCUCGAAAUGUCCUUCAGGGUGUGGAUGUGCGGUGGAAUAUUAGAAAUAGCUCCAUGCUCUCGAGUGGGCCACGUCUUCCGGAAAUCAACGCCAUACUCAUUUCCGGGUGGCACAACGCAAAUUGUUAACCACAAUAAUGCCCGUUUGGUGGAAGUGUGGCUCGACGAAUGGAGUGACUUCUAUUACAGCUUUAACCCAGGGGCGAGAAAAGCUUCGGCUGGCGAUGUGAGUGCAAGAAGAGCUCUCCGGGAGAAGCUUCAUUGCAAGAGUUUUCGAUGGUAUCUCGAAAACAUUUAUCCAGAGAGUCAAAUGCCGCUGGAUUACUACUAUUUGGGUGAUAUCCGAAAUGUGGAGACUGACAAUUGUCUGGACACGAUGGGCAGGAAGUCUGGGGAGAAGAUUGGUUCCAGCUACUGUCACGGAUUGGGCGGCAAUCAAGUGUUUGCCUACACAAAACGCCAUCAGAUUAUGUCUGAUGACAAUUGCUUGGACGCUGCCCAUGCCAUGGGCCCAGUGAAUCUUGUGCGCUGCCACGGGAUGCAGGGCAAUCAGGAGUGGGUCUAUGAUGACUUGGAUUUGACGAUAAAACACGUGAAUUCGGGUAACUGCCUGACAAGGCCGACCAGAGAGGAUCCUUCGACUCCUCUGCUGCGUCCCUGCAACUUAUCCAGAGGGCAGCAGUGGAAGAUGGCUGCACAGUUCAAGUGGCAGGCCAAUGGACAUGAUCAUGAAAUGGACAAUGACAUUGAGAGAACAUAAGACUCUGUUUGAGCGUUUUAGAGAGAGAGAGAGAGCCCUUCUCUAGUCUUAAGGGAAGCAUAAGACCUUUCUGGAGUUUCCCCAGAGAGGAGGAAAAUGACGAGAAAAAUCACCCAAAGUGAUUGUGUGAUUUGUGUGACUGUGUAGUUCUUUUUUUUGCUUGGACAUUAUUAUUUUUUUUAAAAGAUAAUUUUACAGGAAAACGUUUUGUGGUAAAUAAAAAAAAGCUCGCGGAAAAGGAUGGAAAAGCACAAGAUCAGGUGCUUGAAAGGCAAGCGCAAAAGUGAUUUUUUUUAGCAAUGAAAAUUGCACAAAAAGGACAAAAGCAGUAUGUAAAUUUUAUAAUUAAAAUUUAAAGAAUAAUUAAAUGUAAAAGCUCUGCAAUGUAAAUUCCAUUUUAGAACAAAGAAAAAAAGCUUAAAAAAAAACAAGAUCAAAGAAUCACGCAGGAAAUUGAAAAAAAAAAGAAAACCCUGGGCACAAAAAGCUAUUAAAAUAAAUAAUUUGUAGAACAAAUAAAAUUAUUUUAAUUAAAAUCGAAAUAAUCAAUGUAUAGGUAGAUUUUAUUUUAAAAAAAUGAACGAAAUAUUUAAAGAAAUUUUUGUUUUUUAUUUUUCUUCACAAAAAAAAAUAACCAAGAAAUUAAAUUCUCUGUGUAAUCACUAGAAUAAUAUUCCCUUCUAAAAAAAAUACAAAAAACAAAACUACUUUUGUAAAUAAUUCCCCGAUAGUUCUUAAGGAGUAAAGAAAAAUUAAUAUUAAAAAAAAAUCAAGUAAAAUUGUGAAAAUAAAUGCCAGAAUUGUCUGAGUGUCUAAAGAAAAAGUCUACUUAUAGGAAACCCUAUCAAAAAAAGAAUCACAAAGAAAAUGCAAAGAAUUUUCGUUAUCUUUUUAAUUUAAAAAAAAAAUAAGAAAUUAAAAAAAAAACUGAGACAUUUUAUUGAAUUUGAAUAAAAAGAAAAAAAAAUGUAGAUGAGAAAUUUGUAGAAGAAACAAGCAUAUCGAUUUUAUAAUUGAUCGUGAAUUGAUGAAAAACAAAUAAACAACUAAAAUAUGGUGCAAUAUUUCGUGUGGGAAAAUGCAGAAGAUAAAAAAAAAGUGCAAACUUAUGCACUGGAAGCACGAAUGAAAAUAUCAUUUAAAUGUGAGAGAGAGACAGGAAUUAUUUGUUUAAUGCUGCAUGCGAGAAAUUUAUUAAAAAAAAACAAACAAAAAAC